AUGCCGGAGGAGCCAGAGGAAGAGGACACCAGCAGCGGUAUUGGACACAGAGUCAAAAUGUUUGAACAUCAUAAACAUAUCCAACAAGUCCAUAAACACCCCAUGUGAGUUCACCCUGAGUAAAGGGUUGUCUUUUGUCCACACCACAUGAUGUGAUGACUUUUACACCACUAUUGACUUUCAAAAGUUUUUUUGCACCCUGAGACUUAGAGAGUUUUUCAGCCUUGACACGAAUACCUCCAAUAUUUUGAGUGGCACUGGCAACACUACUGAGAAUUCCACUGAGAUGCCCACUGAUAGUGUCCCUGUCACCCAGAUAAUCAGUGGCAAUAUGACUAAAAAUAGGAAUUCAUCAUUGGAAACUUAUUGCAGACUGGUUGAAAAAGCUGUAACCCAAAUAAUGACUAAAAGAAGGGAGUAUAAGACAUUCAAUAAUCUCCCCAAAGAACAAAGAGAAGCUUUGAUUGAAAUAAAAAAUUAUACCAAUGUGAUAGUCAAACCUGCUGACAAGGGGCGUGCCAUUGUGAUUCAGAAUCGUGUAGACAAUGUGAAUUAGGUCAAUAGGCAGCUGAUGAACACCACUUUUUAUAGACUAUUGCCCACCGACCUGACAACGAUUUUCAUGAUACACUACAGUGUUUGUUAGAUAAUGGUGACAUAACCAAGGAGUUUGACAUCAUGAAGGUUGAUAGUCCCGUUACUGCUGUGAUCUAUACCCUGCCUAAGAUUCACAAAAGGCUUGAUCAUCCCCCAGGAAGGCCCAUAGUUUCUUCUAUAGGCUCCUUGACCAAGAAUAUAUAA
Messenger RNA from Coregonus sp. 'balchen', 801 nucleotides. Lineage: Eukaryota; Metazoa; Chordata; Actinopteri; Salmoniformes; Salmonidae. The record is from the annotation of a GenBank genome assembly.